This is a messenger RNA of Botrytis deweyae, 1689 nucleotides long. RefSeq lists its product as uncharacterized. The record is from RefSeq and is a predicted model, not a curated record. Gene Ontology annotation, molecular function: RNA binding. Gene Ontology annotation, cellular component: nucleolus; U12-type spliceosomal complex. Bases 1 to 1143 code for a protein of 380 amino acids. The transcript is spliced from 3 exons. Lineage: Eukaryota; Fungi; Ascomycota; Leotiomycetes; Helotiales; Sclerotiniaceae. Gene Ontology annotation, biological process: positive regulation of mRNA splicing, via spliceosome.
AUGUCAGGAGCAAGACAUUGGGAACAAGACAAGGAAGCCACCGUCUAUAUUGGCAAUAUUGAUGAGCGCGUUACUGAUAGCUUGGUAUGGGAAUUGAUGUUACAAGCUGGUCGCAUUGUCAAUGUACAUUUACCCAAAGAUCGCGUCACUCAAAAUCAUCAGGGCUAUGGAUUUGUGGAGUUUAUAUCAGAGGAGGAUGCUGAAUAUGCGGCGCGCAUUAUGAAUCAAGUGCGAUUAUUUGGAAAGCCAAUCCGUGUGAACAAGGCCUCUGCCGAUAAACAAAAGACUGUUGAAGUCGGCGCAGAACUCUUCAUUGGUAAUCUUGACCCUAUGGUGGACGAAAAGACCCUAUACGAUACCUUCUCGCGCUUUGGAUCUCUCAUCUCUCCUCCCAAGAUCGCUCGCGACGAAUCCUCUCUUUCCAAAGGUUACGGCUUCGUAUCAUAUGCCAACUUUGAAGCUUCUGACGAUGCUAUCGCAAAUAUGAACGGUCAAUAUUUAAUGAACAAAGAUAUCUCCGUCCAAUACGCAUACAAGAAAGAUGGCAAGGGAGAAAGACACGGAGAUGCAGCCGAGAGAGCCCUAGCAGCUCAAGCAAAGAAACACAACGUGAUUCCAGAUCUACAAAACAUGCCACCAGGUUUAUUAUUAGGCAUGAAUGGAAUUCCACAAGCUCCAGCAGCAAUGUUGAACGAAUCUCCCAUACCUACCGCACCCCCAGGAUUCCCACCACAACGUCCUGCUUAUAAUUCCGUUCCUCCUCCCGGUGGUCCACGCGGUGCUCCAGGAGGACAGCCCCAACAUCUUCCACCUCCUCCAUCUGGCCUCCCUCAAAGACCACCCCCCUCGCAAGCCGGCUGCGGUGGCCCACAAAUGGAUUUCCACAAUCAACAUGUUCCACCCACGGGCCCAGGUGGAGCAUACGGACAUCCUACUACCGGACCUGCACGAGGAAUACAAUUUCCACCUGGAUUCGCUCCACCAGGAGGUAUGCCAGCUCCCGGACAACCAGGAAUGGUUCCUCCGCCUGGUUUAUUAAACAUGCAAGCACCUCCUGGGUUUGGAGGUGCACAGGGAAUGCCAAUGGGAAUGCCACCUGCGGGACCACAAGGUCAUGGGGGACAAGGUUAUGGAAGGAGGUGAGGUAAUUUGGGAUAGAUAACGAGAUUCUAAAUAUCGCCACGCGAUUCUGUGGAGUGUGAGAUUGAGACCAGGAGAGCGAUAAAGUCAAAGAUAAAGAUAAAUAUGGUCAAGAAUACCAAAGAAGGAGAAGAGAAAACGUACCCAUGAAAAUCAAGCGCGGGCAAUGGAAAUAUAUCAGGACUGGCGUUCACAACGGCGUUCCAAAGGGGUGAGUUACCACACCACCACAUGUUGCAUUGCAUCUUUCAUCCAUCCAUUCAUCCAUCCAUCCAUUCGAUCGAUGGACGGAUCACUUUCGGCAUCGAGCAAAAUAGUUAGUAACACUUUCCUACAGCCACAGCUACAGCUACAGCUCUAGAUGGCCCAAUGUAUGCUCGUUCACACAGCAUCAAAUAUUAAAAGAUACAUACAUACACACACCCACAUACACACAAACAUACAUACAUACAUACAUACACACAUAUACAUGGAGUGAGUGAGUGAGUGAGUGUAGGAAAAACAAUAUAAUAAUAAACAAUUAUCGGCAUGAUGUUCAAAUACUCCGUA